Molecule: messenger RNA, 3075 nt
Organism: Rhododendron vialii
Lineage: Eukaryota; Viridiplantae; Streptophyta; Magnoliopsida; Ericales; Ericaceae
Product: protein DEFECTIVE IN EXINE FORMATION 1
Exons: 13
Coding region: 215-2758 (847 amino acids)
Molecular function (GO): protein binding
Source: RefSeq, a predicted model, not a curated record
AUUACCAGGAGACUCUAUUACUAGUGUCCUAAACAAACUCUCCGAGAUCUCUCUCUCUCUCUCUCUCUCUCUCUCUCUCCACACCGAUCCCUACAGAAACCCCAGCAAGGGUUUUUCAUCUCAACUUAUACGAAUCGCAUCACAACAAAUUGAUCAAAAACCUAGGCCUCUGGGCUUAAUCUGAUCCACCAUUUCAACAAAUCGCGACGAUCUUAUGAGGAAGACUAGCGUUUUCUUGAUUUGCUUCUUCGUCGUUGCUGCUUCCUCGUGCUUCGUCCGCGGCUUGUCGGAAUUGAAUACGGACGAGACGAAGAAGAACAAGUUUCGGGAGCGAGUGGCUUCCGACGAUUCACUUGGUUACCCUAACCUGGAUGAGGAUGAAUUGUUGAAUACUCAAUGUCCACAAAAUUUGGAGUUGAGAUGGCAGACAGAAGUUAGUUCUAGCAUAUAUGCGACCCCAUUGAUAGCUGAUAUAAACAGUGAUGGAAAGCUUGACAUAGUUAUUCCCUCUUUUGUUCACUACUUGGAUGUCUUGGAAGGCUCUGAUGGAGAUAAAAUGCCAGGGUGGCCUGCUUUUCAUCAGUCUACUGUACAUUCUAGUCCCCUCCUAUAUGAUAUUGACAAGGAUGGCGUGAGAGAAAUAGCUCUAGCUACUUACAAUGGAGAGGUGCUGUUUUUCAGGGUUUCUGGCUACAUGAUGUCAGAUAAAUUAGUGAUACCCCGAUUGAAAGUGAAACAAGAUUGGUAUGUGGGUUUACAUCCAGACCCAGUAGAUCGUUCUCAUCCAGAUGUCCAUGAUGACCUACUCGUCCAGGAGGCUCUAAUGAAUUCAAUGAAUCAAACUAAUGGAAGUCAAACUGGAUCAAGCACCUCAAAUUCAACAGCAACAGAAGCUCAGGCUCACACAGUGGAUGCAACCGAUGUAGGGAAACAAGAGAAGAACGGUAGUCAUGUCGAAGCAGAAAUUAAGUUGCAAAGCAUGGAGAAUAGUACUUUAGACUCUAUAUCAGCAGAACCCAUUAAGGAAGAGAAUGCAACUAAUAGUAGAAGACGCCUUCUUGAAGAUAGUGCCUCAAAAGGGUCUGAAGUGAGUGGUUCUGAUUCCAAAGCUAAUGAUAAUGGAGAUGUUCAUGAAGCAACUGUGGAGAAUGAUCAAGGUUUGGAGGUAGAUGCUGAUUCGUCUUUUGAAUUAUUUCGAGAUAGUGAGGAGCUGGCUGAUGAGUAUAAUUAUGAUUAUGAUGACUAUGUGGACGAAUCCUUGUGGGGAGAUGAGGAGUGGAAGGAAGCACAACAUGAAAUUGUGGAAAAUUUUGUGAACGUCGAUGCACACAUCUUGUGCACUCCUGUAAUUGCCGACAUUGAUAAUGAUGGGGUCUCGGAGAUGAUUGUUGCGGUGUCUUACUUUUUUGAUCAUGAGUACUAUGACAACCCUGAGCAUUUAAAGGAACUCGGUGGAAUUGAGAUUGGGAAAUAUGUAGCUGGUGGUAUUGUCGUUUUCAAUCUCGAGACAAAGCAAGUUAAAUGGAGUGUACAGCUAGAUCUAAGUACGGAUACUGGAAAAUUUCGUGCAUAUGUAUAUUCUUCCCCAACUGUUGUCGAUUUGGAUGGUGAUGGGAACUUGGACAUUCUUGUCGGAACUUCUUAUGGCUUGUUCUAUGUUUUGGAUCACAAGGGCAAGGUGAGGGAAAACUUUCCUCUUGAAAUGGCUGAAAUUCAAGGAGCUGUAGUUGCAGCUGAUAUCAACGAUGACGGCAAGAUUGAAUUGGUCACUACCGAUGUACAUGGAAAUAUUGCUGCGUGGACUGCUCAAGGAAAAGAAAUUUGGGAAACACAUAUCAAAAGUCUUGUUCCACAGGGACCCAGCAUUGGUGAUGUAGACGGGGAUGGCCGUACUGAAGUUGUUGUCCCAACACUGUCGGGGAACAUAUAUGUUCUUAGUGGCUUGGAUGGAUCGGUUGUACGUCCUUAUCCCUAUAGAACUCAUGGGAGGGUGAUGAAUCAAGUUCUUCUAGUUGACUUGAGCAAACGUGGGGAGAAAAAGAAGGGUCUGACUUUGGUUACUACAUCGUUUGAUGGUUACUUGUACCUGAUAGAUGGACCCACAUCAUGUGCUGAUGUAGUGGACAUUGGUGAAACUUCAUAUAGCAUGGUAUUGGCAGAAAAUGUUGAUGGUGGAGAUGAUCUCGACCUUGUCGUGACAACAAUGAACGGCAACGUUUUCUGUUUCUCCACCCCAGCUCCACAUCAUCCCAUCAAGGCAUGGAGAGCACAUAAUCAGGGACGGAACAACGUUGCUAAUCGCUUCAAUCGUGAAGGGAUUUACAUUAUGCCUUCUUCCAGAGCUUUCCGUGAUGAAGAAGGCAAGAGUUUCUGGGUUGAAAUUGAGAUUGUAGACAGAUACAGGAUUCCAUCUGGGUCCCAAGCGCCUUAUAAUGUCACUACAACCUUGUUAGUUCCGGGCAACUUCCAAGGAGAAAGAACGAUAAAGCAAAACCAGAUAUUUGAUCACGCUGGAAAAUUCAAGAUUAAACUUCCAACAGUGGGAGUAAGGACCACGGGAACAGUUUUGGUGGAGAUGGUUGACAAGAACGGAGUAUAUUUCUCAGAUGAGUUCUCCCUCACAUUCCAUAUGCACUACUACAAAUUAUUGAAGUGGCUUCUUGUCCUCCCUAUGCUUGCCAUGUUUGGUGUGCUUGUUAUCCUUCGUCCGCAAGAGGCCAUGCCAUUGCCCUCAUUUUCACGAAACACUGACUUGUGAUAAUUAGCGCGUCACAGAUUCAAUCACAGGAUUGCCAAACCUCAUGGAAUACAUGUGUGUGUUGACCAGUGCCCGAAUCAUCGAAUAAGAAAACAGAAACAUUGUGCGGAACGUUUGCCUUGCUUGGAUGAAGUGAAUGAGGUCAUGUUGGCUGAAACAGGUCUGAAUUGAGAUUCGAAUAUACCAUGUUAAACCAGUUGUAAUGUUUUUGGACCUAGUGAUUUCUUUGUUCACCAUUUUUUGCGUUGUCCGAUGUAAUUUUACUUUUUUGACCGAUUGUGAGGUAUAAUCUGAGGAAGAAAAAUAAUAUUUAUUUA